Molecule: messenger RNA, 936 nt
Organism: Stegastes partitus (bicolor damselfish)
Lineage: Eukaryota; Metazoa; Chordata; Actinopteri; Pomacentridae
Source: RefSeq, a predicted model, not a curated record
AUGGCUUAUCGAGGCAACCCGAGGCCCAGAGGAUGGUUUGGUGGCGCUCCUACCCAUGAAGGAAACAACUUCCGGGGGAGAGGCCCCUCUGGUGCCCCACAGACCACGUCUGUCUAUGAGGAAAUACAUUUCAAACUCAAGGACAAGAUUAAAGUCUUGGAGCAGCAGCUGAAAGAGCUCCAACACGAAAACGCAGAGCUGGUCGAGACAGUCAGCAGUGUAGAUGUGACGAUCAGCCGUCUGGAGACUCGCCUGAACUCCAGCGAGGAGACAGCAGAGGAGCAAACGGAGCUGCUGGCCCUCCGAGAGGAACUACAACAAAUGGAGGAAAAAAACAAAGAGCUCCAGGAGAAGAAAAACCUCCUGGAAGCAAACAACACGAACCUCCGAGGGCAAAAGGUGGAGCUGGAGGUAGAACAUCAGGCGAUGGAGGAGGAGAAGAAAGUCUUAGAGCUGGACAAGCAGGAGCUCCAAGACGAAAAAGCAGAGCUGAUUGAAAAAGUCAAUGCUGGAGAAGAAAAAAUCAGCAGUCUGGAGAUUCACCUGCAGUCCAGCGAGGAGGAGAAAAUGGAGCUGCUGGCCCUCCGAGAGGAACUACAACAAAUGGAGGAAAAAAACAAAGAGCUCCAGGAGAAGAACAAUCUCCUGGCAGCAAACAACACCGACCUCCGAGGGCAAAAGGCGGACCUGGAAUUAAAAAAUCAAAUGAUGGAGGAUGAGAAGACAGUCCUAGAGCUGGUCAACCAGGAGCUCCAGGAGCUCCUGAUUGAGCGGGAGGGUCGUGAACUUGCACCGGGUUUAAAAGCCGAAGGCAACGGGAUUAUGGCGCUUCUGGAGUCUGUUAAAGAGGACAAGAAAAUUAAGGAGAUGGUUACAGGAAAUGUGAUCCGAAUGUUGAUACACGGUGAAGAUUGUCUGAGAAUAAAACAGGAAUGA